CAAACAAAGAGCAGUAAUCGGCUGUGGACUCAUACCAGCAAAGUAUUGAUCUACGUUUCAUUAUGCAAUCCGCAGAUUGGUAUGCCAAAUUUGUAUUCUUAUUUUUAGCAGUUGUUGUUUCUCCAUCUCAAAGGCGUAGCUGGCAAGUCCCUGUUCAGCAACAUUAUUCAUCUAAGAAUGGCAAUAUUCGACUUAGUAACGGUCAACGGGAAGGUGAGGGGCGUCUUGAAAUAUUUUAUGGUGGAUCAUGGGGAACGGUAUGCGAUGAUGGAUUUGGAAUUGAAGACGCAACGGUUGUGUGUCGUCAACUUGGCUACGAUGGGCCUUAUCAAAACAAUCCAGUAAGCACGUUUGGUGAAGGAACUGGCCAUAUCAAUCUGGAUAACCUUCAGUGUACAGGAGUGGAGUCUCGUAUUGCUGAAUGCAGUCAUAAUGGUUGGCGAAAUCAUGAUUGUGGACAUGGCGAAGAUGUAGGCGUCAUCUGCUUGGUGCACCACCAUGAGAUCACAUCAUUAAUUCGGCUCGUUGGUGGCAGUUCAGCUAACAAAGGACGUGUGGAGUUAUGGAGUGGAUACAACUGGAUUCCGAUCGUAAAGUCUUCCUGGACAGCUUCAGAGGCAAAGGUCACUUGCAGACAGCUGGGAUUCGUUGAUGGCGUUCUUUCAUAUGGAUCAUCUAAUGGCUACACUGAAGCACGCUACGGCCAAUCACAGAGUGAAAAUUGCUUUGGUGGCGCACAGUGUUCAGGCUGGGAACCGACGCUUAGUGAUUGUAGUGGACAUUCCAUUUCAUAUAACUGUCGUCACUACUAUGACGUGAGUGUAGAAUGCAACCCUAAUCGACAAAUCUUCGAAUGUCACUGCCUGACGUCAUCAGAAUGUAACGAUACUACAGGAAUUUGUCCCGAUGGCAAGUGCUCUGUGGGAUGGGCAGGGGAUUACUGCCAGAUAGAGUUACCAAGAUUGCCAGAACCACCACAGAUUAUUUUUGAAGAAUUAUCCCUCCGCAACUCAACUAACCCACUUGUCAGAUGGGACAAUUUUGAGGAUGAUUUCAAUUAUACCGGGGGACCUGUUGUAGGUUAUUCUAUUCACUACGUCGAUACGUCUCAAGUUGGAUACCAAGAAGUGCUGAUUGAUGACGUAGAAACCACAUCGUAUCGAUUAAAUAAUCUCCCUCAGGGCAGAAAUUACAACAUCGGUAUAUCAUGCUUGAUAAAAACAGGAUCUGUGACAUCUCGAGGCCCUCUGUCACCAACGAUGAAUUUUACAACACCAACAGAACAUACUAGGUUGGAUUUUGUGCUACUGAACUUUAACCCAAUGAUAGACUUUGAUGACGCAGAAUCCAGUCUCAAAAUAGGAGGUUACGCCAUUGGCGAGGACAGAACUAACAAUAUAAAUUUUGGACGUCGACUUGAUAGUGUACCUGGCGUUGACGAAAAGGAGCUUGGCUGGCUAGACGACGGUGUCCUGCAAACGAAUGACACCAUGUUUCCUGUACAAAGUACAGUUUCACAGAGAUUACUGUAUGAAUUCACAGCCCUAUUGUUAGAACUUCCCGCCAAUAUCAGUGUUGAAAAUAUUGGCGCGUUUUAUUCUUGGGCAACGAUCGGAUUACUAAGUUCCAACAUUUCAACUUUCACCGUUUCGAAAGAAGCAAACGUUCGGUCCACGAGUACUACUAUAGUCGCAGGUGUCGGCGAACGAGUUGAACUUGAGACGGAAAUCGAACGCAAUACAAAUGUCGACAUACUCCGUUGGCGCCAUAACGGAGGAGAAAUAAUAAGCAACUGGAAUGGCAAGACUAAAGUAAUUAUUGAAAGUGUUAGAACUAAAGAUGGCGGAGUAUACGAGUGUUACUUUGAUGGGGAAAGGGAGUUAGGGCUUCAGAGUUUUACUCAACUCAUUGUAAGAGGAUGUCCGUCUCCAAAAUGGGGCGCCGAGUGCGACAAAGACUGUCCAGUUUGUUACAAUGGAGGUGUAUGCCAUCCAAACACAAGGGACUGUGUUUGUCGUCCUGGGUACAUGGGCGACGAAUGUAGUGAACCGUGUGGAGAUAAUAACUGGGGACGUUCCUGCUCAUCAAUGUGUAGUACAUCAAACAGGGGGUGUGAUGGCAUUUUGUUCUGUUUACCUGAACCAAUGGGUUGCUCGUGUAUGGCUGGAUACAAAGGACAUGACUGUAAAGAAUUGUGUCCUUACGGUACGUUCGGUGCAGACUGUAGAAGCACUUGUCAUUGCAAGUUCAGUGCGUGUGACAGGUCGAUGGGAUGUUGGAACAUCACUUGUGAUGACGGCUUUGAGGGACCACAAUGUCAAGAAUACGAGGAUUCGACCCCAUGCCCCAAUGGUUUUUAUGGUACAUUAUGUCAGUAUAAAUGUCACUGUUUUUUGACGGAAAAAUGUUACAAGAAUGGAACAUGUCCCCUUGGCUGUCAAGAAGGCUGGGGAGGUGAUGACUGCCAAUUUCCAAUCCCUGCUCUUCGUAAUCCUCCUCGCAUUUCAAAGUCUAAUUUCCACAGUCUGCAUAUUGAGUGGGACAAGUGGAGAGUUCACCACGACUAUGGCCUAGGUAACGUCACAGGAUAUCGUCUAUUCUAUAGAUAUAUAACACCCUCUCCAGGCGCACAAAGAGAAGGAGAAUAUACUCUAAAAACAAAACUAAUUCUGAGUCAGAUAAAUCCUUGCAGGAGGUAUGAAAUAUACAUCCGAGCGUAUAGGAACGUAUCAGGAGAGCUUGUUGGAGGAAGACCAAGUCCAACUGUGUACCAUGACAUGGCAUGCAACUAUGGGAGUGUUGAAGUAACAAUAAUGGCUCAACCUGCAGCUGUUGACAUUGGAAAUAAGACAGAAGAUUUGAAGAUUGCCGUGUAUACGGGCGCCCUCUCUACCAACAUACUGCUGGGACGGACUUGUGAUACUGGUGUGGGGAAUACUGGACGACCUGUGUCCUGGUUUGACGGAAGUCCUUUCCCAGGGUCACAUGUUUUACCAACCAUGGCUUUUCCAAUGAAUACUUUGAUAGAAACCAUUGUUAAGUAUAACUAUCACUCCCUCGUCGCCAAGAUUCCGGGUGAAUCGUUUAAGGCCAAAGGUGGUGCAUUUUCAACUGAAAUUCGGGGAACAUGGGCAUUACCGAGCAAGUCAGCGAUAGUCGUAUUAGACAGAGAUGCUAACCCAAUGCCUAUUACAAGAUCAAUUGUCGUAGGAACUGGUGACAGGGCUGUCCUGUCUGUCGUCGUUGAGGGUAACGCAACCGGACUGAGAUGGCGGAAAAACGGUGAAGGAAUAAAACAAUGGAAGGACAAGAAAGCCGUGUUCAUAGAGCAUGUGCGAACUGAAGAUAGUGGAAUUUAUGAGUGUUUUUUUCCAGCGAAACGAAAUCAAGGAAAACAUGCAAUUAUUCAAUUAAACGUAAAAGAUUGCCCAUUAAGUAAAUACGGACCCGCUUGUGAUUUGGACUGUCCAGUUUGUUACAAUGGUGGAGUUUGUGAUUCUGUAACUUCGUUAUGUAUCUGCCCAAGCGGUUUUACUGGAUCUGAUUGUUCAGUGGUAUGCAAAUCUGGUUUUUGGGGACAAGAUUGUUCAUUGAACUGCAAUAACGAAGAAAACGGUUGCUUGGGAAACCUAUUCUGCCCGGCAACUCCUCUUGGAUGCUCAUGUUUACCCGGAUUUCAAGGAUCUGAUUGCAAAGAUGUGUGUAGAGAUGGCUUUUAUGGCCCAGAUUGUAAACAAGUCUGUAACUGUCCAUUAUCACAUUGUGACCCAGUCUUCGGAUGUGCCCCUGGCUCCUGUUAUCCGGGAUAUGGUGGACCUCAAUGUCAAGAACAUAAUGGCAAUGUUUCGUGUACCAAUAGUACGUUCGGACCGCUAUGUAACCGUCACUGCCAUUGUAAAAAUUCGGAUACAUGCCAUGAUAAUGGCACGUGCAAAGAUGGAGUCUGUGGUAACGGAUGGGCUGGACGUGAUUGUCAAAUAGCUCUACCGUAUCUUGCAUACGGCCCAACAUUAUCUGUUUCUAAAAAUCGCCGAGAGAUCUUCGUAAGUUGGUUUGAUUGGACAUUUGGUCGUGACUUCGGAACUGGUCCAGUCGUAUUGUAUGAAAUAUUCUACAAGGACGCAAUCAAUGGUAACUACACCACAGGUGGUACUACUGAAACUACUGGUUUUCUCUUGAAUAAACUAAGACCAGGGAAGCAGUACAAUGUUGCCAUCAAGUGUUUGAAAUAUGUUGAUGGACACCUAGUGCCUGGACCAGCAAGUUCAUUUACUGCCGUUUCAACUUGCAGAUUGGCAGAUUUGUAGAGAGCGCCACUCUUUUGAUGUUCGGUUGCCAUACAGUACAAGUAUUCUAUCGGUUUUCAGCCCCAUGAAUUAAAAUAGAGUUUAGUAAUAACAAAUAUGGUUGCUGAGAAAAGACAUUAGAUAUUUAUUAAUAAUCGCAUGAUUAUAAAUAAUUACAAUACGAUAUGAAGUAUUUUAAAAUACUAAUAAUGCUUGUGUUUAUCUUAAAUAGUAUUAACAAAAAAUAAUUCAGUAUUGUGUAAUACAGUAAUUAGUACUAUUAUUUGUUAUCAUCUGUAUCAUUUUUAUUAUUAUCAAUAUUAUAUCAACACUAUUGUCUUCAUACCUUUUUCAUUAAUACUAGUAUCAUCAGUGGCAUUGCUAUCAUUAUCAGUAGAAUUGCCCAUCAUUUGCCUGUUUGGACUAUACAGAUAUUUUUUUCCUGAUGACGAUUGAAGCAACAUAGAGAAAUUCUGAACAAAAACAACUUCUAUGUACUUAAAAUUCUUUGAUUACUUUGUAUCUGUCCAAACCCUGAUAAAUAUUAUUAUACUGCACAAUGUGUAAUAUGUGUGUAUUUGUUCAAUAAAAAAAAAAUGAUUAGGGCGUAUAAAACCUGAAAAGAACCGAUUUGGUUACAUUUUAAGAAUCUUGACUCUUGUUGUUAUAAUGUUCAUUGUAAUGGUUUUAUAUUUAUUUAGAAACUUACACAAUAACAAUUAGAAUGCACUGAAAACCAAUAAACACAAAAAGCUAUAUAUAUCCGUACAUUGUUUAUCGUUUCAACAGACGGCUAGGAAAAAACACUUUCGCAAACUGUCGAAGUCGUGUCCAUGUAUAUGUAUUCUGGUUGGGAAUACGGGCUUGAUGUGAACGUAGCCAUGGGCAGCUUUAGGAUAAGCCUGCACCUAUACACUACUAUGUUGGCGGUGCCAUAUCAAGUAAAGGGAGGUGCAACUUUUCAUGGGAAAAAAAAUAAUUAAACAGUUAGACUAGAUACAAGAUUAUCAGUCAUUUACUUUUACUUAAAAAAUUGAAUAACAUUUAAGAGGUACGCAUCCUGAGGCAAUUAU
Molecule: messenger RNA, 5359 nt
Organism: Anneissia japonica
Lineage: Eukaryota; Metazoa; Echinodermata; Crinoidea; Comatulida; Comatulidae
Exons: 20
Coding region: 63-4307 (1414 amino acids)
Cellular component (GO): membrane
Molecular function (GO): protein binding
Source: RefSeq, a predicted model, not a curated record